Messenger RNA from Malassezia restricta, 480 nucleotides. RefSeq names its product mediator of RNA polymerase II transcription subunit 11. The record is from RefSeq and is a predicted model, not a curated record. Gene Ontology annotation, biological process: regulation of transcription by RNA polymerase II. The transcript has 2 exons. The coding region runs from base 1 to 480 and encodes 159 amino acids. Gene Ontology annotation, molecular function: transcription coregulator activity. Gene Ontology annotation, cellular component: mediator complex. Lineage: Eukaryota; Fungi; Basidiomycota; Malasseziomycetes; Malasseziales; Malasseziaceae.
AUGGACGACGCCCGAGCCGCGAGUCCUGCGUCGGAGGCAGGCACGGCGGACGAGCUGCUGGACCGGCUCUUGCAAUGUGAUGCUCAGCUCGUGGAGCUGCUUCGUACGGCCUCACGCGCGAUGCUGGCGCUCUCGGACGAGUCACCCGCCACAUCGUCCGAGGACGACAUGACGCAGUGGUUUGCUACACUCCACGACAUACAGAUCACGCUGCGGCAUGCGGCGCAUGCGCUUCGACAGGCGCGACUCCCGCCCGUUCUGUCGCCCGCCGCCGCCCAGGCGCGCUUGCGGGGAGAAGUCGGCGUCGCGGGUCUAUCGCACACACAGACAUCGUCUGCGCCAUACAGUCUGUCCACCCUUCGCCUGCGUGAAUGCGCAUGGCGCCGUGUGGCCGAGUCCUUGGCGCGCGCUCAUCACGAUGCCCAGGCGCCUCUGGUGGCGUCGCUGGCGCGCGGAGCUUCGCUGGCAAGCGACACGUGA